AUGGCAUCCAGAUGCGAGAUCCUCUGUGAGAUCCUGCUCGCAAUAUUCCUUCCUCCUCUCGGCGUUUGCCUCCGCCAUGGCUGCUGCACCGUCGAAUUUUUCAUCUGCUUGGUCUUGACGAUAUUGGGUUACGUCCCUGGAAUAAUUUACGCCCUCUACGCCAUCGUCUUCAUCGAUCGCGACAGGUUCCGUGGGGAUUACUACCAGCUAGCCUAG
Striga hermonthica is the source of this 216-nucleotide messenger RNA. The record is from the annotation of a GenBank genome assembly. Lineage: Eukaryota; Viridiplantae; Streptophyta; Magnoliopsida; Lamiales; Orobanchaceae.